This is a messenger RNA of Daucus carota subsp. sativus, 788 nucleotides long. RefSeq names its product elicitor-responsive protein 1. The record is from RefSeq and is a predicted model, not a curated record. NCBI's taxonomy places the organism in Eukaryota, Viridiplantae, Streptophyta, Magnoliopsida, Apiales, Apiaceae. The coding region runs from base 139 to 645 and encodes 168 amino acids. The transcript is spliced from 5 exons.
UAAGAAACAAAAAGAAGGGGCGACAAGUCUACAACCACCUCGUACGAACACCAAAUCCCAAGCCAUCUCCUCUUACGUUACUUAUACACCUGACAAAAUUAAAUUUAGAGAGCAACGAAAGAAAGACAGAGAGAGUAAAUGGCAGUUGGUAUGCUGGAGGUGUUGUUGGUAGAUGCCCGAGAACUCAGAGAUCGUCAUUUCUGGUGUGGGCUUGAUUGUUUAAUUCCAUGUUUGAAUGAGACCAAAGCUCCUUACGCUCAAAUUCAAUACGGAGCGCAGAAUCAAACGAGUUGCUUGGCUCAAGAAGAAGGGAAGAAACGAGUAUGGAAUGAGAAAUUUAGGUUCCAAGUAGAGUGCGAAGAAGAAGAAGAUGACAUGAAGAACAAGGUGGUACUAAGUACAGUCGAGAAACACCAAUUCUUUCCGGAUUUCCUUGUUGGCAAAACAACGAUUUAUGUAAAGGAUGUAAUAUUACGUGGAAUGGAGGAGGGGAAGGUUGUCCAUGGACCUCACAAGUACAGGGUCGUCCGCCAAGAUAAAACCUACUCGGGUGAAAUUACCGUCACCGUUACGUUUAUUAAGGUUAGUGAAGGAGACUUUAGAGCGCAUUCAGCAGCCAAAAUUCUUCAACCAAGAACCACCUGAUAUCUACCUUAAAAUCCCUAUAGAUGUUAUAUGUUUCAAGUUUUCAACCCUGAGCAAUUGUAUUUGUCAACAUAGUCCGUCUACUAAUAAUUACUUAUUCAGUUGAUUUUUUUCUACUUAUUAUAAUAUAUAUUUUGAGCUUA